UUCUUAGUGUGUCUUAUUCUUGAGAGGGUGAGGAUUUUGUACUGCUACUCAGCUGGUGGAAGGCUGCUUUUUAACUCCACUGAUUCUUGAACUGAUUCUGAGAAAAAUGACAACGGGCUGUUCCUUUGGACUAAAUCCUUGUGGAUUCUUUAUAAUGAGCCGACGGAGGAUAUCGUGCAAAGAGCUGGGACAGGCCGAUUGCCAAGGAUGGCUCUACAAAAAGAAGGAAAAAGGAGCUUUCAUUGGCAACAAAUGGAAAAAGUUCUGGUGUGUGCUAAAGGAGUCAUCACUGUAUUGGUACAGCAGUCAGCUGGCUGAAAAAGCAGAAGGAUUUAUCAGACUUCCAGACUUCAGUGUGGAUCGAGCAAUUGAAUGCAAAAAAAAGCAUGCUAUUAAGAUCAGCCACCCACAGAUCAAGACAUUUUAUUUUGCGGCAGAAAAUGUUCUGGAAAUGAACACGUGGCUAAGUAAGCUGGGGAUGGCUGUAGACCCUCAGGCACCAAACGGGAAGAAUGAGGAAGAAUGUUACAGCGAAAGCGAACACGAUGAUCCAGAAAUAACGGACACGCCACCUCCCCCCUACACAGUCCAGCCCUCACCUCCUCCCUUGCAGGAUCAGCAGAAGUCAUCUUUCACCUCAACUCUGUCAAGUGAAGCAUCUUGUUCUCUCUCCUCUCCUGAAAGCACUUUCAACUCACAAGAGUCAUCAUCUUCCUUGGCAUCCAAAGUGGUUUAUUCUGAGAGGCAGUCCUGGCUUGACCUAGUUAACAGCUCUGCCACAGAAGAGGGUGAUCAGCCUUUAACUUUCUGCGUACAGAUUCAUUCUGAUGAGCCGCCAGAAGUAGUCUGUGGAGAAGCAGCAGAAAGCCAGGAAGUCCAGCUUUCCCAACCCAAGAAUGGAUUCCAAAACUGUAACUUAAGUGCAGAUGCACAUUGUCUAGCAGUGCCAGAUGCAAUAGGACAGAGAUCACUAGCCAAAGACCAGGAAAAAUAUGAUGAUGAUGAGAUGGAGAGACUUUACAAGUCAUUAGAGCAAGCAAGCCUGUCUCCCAUUGGUGAUCGUCGUCUGUCAACGAAGAAGGAACUUAGGAAGUCAUUUAUCAAACGCAGCAAAAACCCCUCCAUUAAUGAGAAACUCCACAAAAUUCGAAUGCUGAACAGCACAUUAAAGUGUAAGGAACAUGACUUGGCCACAAUUAACCAGUUGCUAGAGGACCCGAAGUUGACAGCACUGAAGUACAGAGAAUGGAGGAGCACAAACAUCAUGUUGGUCCAAGAUAUUUAUCAGCAACAGGAGAUCCUGAAUGUGUCCACAGAGAAUGGUGAGGAGCAAGAGAUGACUCCACAGCUAAUCACUGAAAGUGCAAUAUGAUCAAUGGUUCAUGGCAAAAUCUUUCUCCAUGGGUCUUCAUGUACAGGGACUUUAAUCUGCUGUAUCUUAAGGUUUGUUUUUUGCAAGUGUUCUUCAGAAGAAAAACAACCCCUUCUCCAGAUUUUCGAUUUCUCUUGCAAAACUCAUUUCAUUCCAAAAGAGCAAAUGCCCCAAAAAUGCAUGCCUGAAUCAUCUGGGCUGCAUAUCUAAGAAGACUAAUGAAGCAGUGAAGAAAUGUUUUUCAGUCUUUGGAGAAGAAAAUUAUGGAUGUCCAGUUCCCGGAAAUCACAGAACUGUGUAAUAUGUCCCAUAUAAAUGUGAGAUCCUUGGGAUUGCUUUAACCAUGUGACUUACCUUUAAAUGAAGCUAAACCAAUACCAACAGGAUGUAGUCUGCUCUGCCUUUUUACCCUCUAAGGUGACCUGAUAUAUGCAUUUUCGUAUCUUCAUUCAUUCACUUUCAUCAACAUACCAGUUUAAACUGAGACAAAUAGAAUAGUAAUUACGCAUGAGUUUAUACAACAGACAGCCACCAGGCACCCAGUUUGGGCCUUGACUGAUGUUCUUUGAGUUUCAAACUUAUUUGUGGUCCAGGCCAAGGCACUGUCUUUCUACAUGAAGAAAAGGUCUCUUAAUUUUUGCUAACGGGUAACUUACUCUUCAGUGAGACAAGUUUCAACUUUUCUUAUGAACUUGACAGAAUUCCUUGGAAGAUUCUUUUCCUCUUUCUUAUUUUUGACAAUUGGGAAUAUAUAAGGUACAAGUUUAUCCCAGAGUCUUACUUGGGAAGGUGAUCAAGUUCACGAGGCAGAAGCUAAAUAACUAAAUUCCUAAUGUGGACCUGAAUGUAUAAAACAAAGCUGCAAAUAUUUUUGUAAAUAUAUGUAAUUUUAUGGCUUAUGUGAAUGUGACUGUACUAUAUAUAUGUUUUAUUUAUAUAUUUAUAUAUACUUAAUUUCCUAAUAUAAAUAGGCACGCAUGGACCAAACCCACCCACAUGCAAGUGUGUAUAGGUUGACUUCAAAUGCCUCUUUGUUUUUUGUUCCAUUAUAAAUCACAGUAAUGGUUCUACAACUGAGACUACCUUGAGACAUCUGAUUUAACUUUUUCUUCUGAUUUUCUGACUUUGAGUUUUAGAUGAAGAAAAUAUGUGCAACUUAUGGCCAGAAAAGAAGUUUUCUAGAAAGUUUCAGGAUUUCUCUUUGGGGAAACAAAAAUUAGAGGUUUUGCUGCAGGAUCACAUUUUUUUGGCUUCAUUGUCCUCAGUAUAAGGUUUAGGUUUUUAUUCUUCCCACCUUCUGCAGGUGUGCAAGUAUGAGGAAUUUUGCAGAGUGCUGAAUUUUGAAAAGCUAGAAUUAGCCCAUGUAGUGGGUUUCUGUGGCUGGAUUUUGGUAGCCGGGGAGGGGAGGGGGGGUGCUACAGGGAUGGCUUCUGUUAGAAGCUGCCAGAAGCUUCCCCUAUCUGGCAGAGCCAAUGCCAGCCAGCUCGAGGACAGGCUUCCUGCUGCUGGCCAAGGCCAAGCCAAUCAGGAGUAAUAGUAAUGCCUCUGUGAUAACAUAUUUAAGAACAGAAAAGUAAUGAGCAGAAAGAGUUCCAGCCAGGAAAAGCAGAGUGAGAACAUGAGAACACCAAGGUAGACACCGAGGUCAGUGCAGAACAAGGAGCAGGAGGUUCUCCGGGUGCUGGAGCUGUGGCCCCUGCAGCCUGUGGUGCAGAUCAUGGUGGAGCAGCUGUGCCCCUGCAGCCCAUGGAGGACCAUCGGGGUGCAGAGACCCACCUGCAGCCCAUGGAGGAGCCCGUGCUGGAGCAGGCGGAUGCAUGAAGGAGGCUGUGACCUCGUGGAAGGCCCAGGAUGGAGCGGGGUCCUGCAGGAGACCUGCAGCCCGUGGAGAGGGAAGCCCACACUGGAGCAGGUUUUUCCCGGAUAGGACUUAUGGCCCCUGUUGGGGACCCACAUUGGUACAGCUCAUUUGUGAAGGACUGCACCCCACGGAGGAGUGACCGACGGGACAGCAGUUUGGGAAGAACUGUUGGCUGUGGGAUGGACUCACGCUGGAGAGGUCCAUCAAGAACUGUCUCUCGUGAGAGGGACCCCAUGGGAGCAGGGGAAGGACUCCUCUCUCUGAGCAGUGGCAGAAACAACAACUGACUGCUAUCCCCAUUCCCCGUCCCCCUGCACCACUGGGAGGGGAGGAGGGAGAACAUGGAAGGAAGAGGGAUGGGGGGAAGGAGUUUUUAAGAUUGUUUUAUUUCUCACUCUUAGGCUCUUAUCCUGUUAGUAAUAAAUUUAAGUACUACCCCCAUUUUGAGUCUGUUUUGCCCAUGAAGGUAAUCAGUAACUGACCUCUCUCAGCUGUUAACUCAUGAAUCCUUAGCUGUUUUUUUUUCUCUCUCCUCUGUCCAGUUGCAGAGAGAGAGUGGCUUUAGUGGGUACUUGGCAUCUGGCCAGGGUCAACCUGCUACAGCCCACCAUUCUCAAAUGCCACUACAGGAACUGUGACAAUCUUCUGUUGGCUAUUUUAUAAAGAUAUUCUUUGUCAUUAGCUUUCAAUACAAUUUAUCUUUUAAAACAAAGUACACUAUAGAGAUGCAGCCAUUGUCACCUGUCUUUAUACAUUGUAUGUUUUAUCACAGCUUGACUGAGAAAACAAAAAUUAAUAGUGCUAGUGAGAACAUGUGAAAUCUUUUCCAUCUAUGUAGUGAUUAGUUCAAUUGUUGAUACUGCAUUUUUAAUACUCACUAGCUUUUCUAUUAAAAUAGAGACAUGGAAUUAUGUCUCAGUGCAUAAAAAAAUGGCAGCUAAGGCUAUGUUGAGUGUGAAAACUGAGGAGCAGACUGCAAACUAUAAGAAAGGGGAAACUGAGGGAAGGUUGUAGACUCCUUUGAUAGUGGGUUUAGUGGAAGAGGAUCAGGGAAAUGGGUUGAAUGUAGAAGCAGGCCUAUGUUUGGUAUAGCAUCCCUGCCUCAGGUAUAAAGGGGUUUUGGAGUUUGAGGCUAAGGACUGAUAUUGGGUCAGGACAUAAUAAUUGGGAUUGGUCUGCUAGUGGGGAACAAAUGUUAGCUGAGACCUGGAAGUAGGUGACAAUUACUAAAAUGGGAAGAAGAUACAAAACCCUGUAUGGUUAAAAAACUAUUGUUUUCAGGAAAUCGUCAUAUGAGUGGUGAUUUCCUCACUUCACUAAUUCUAACUAGAAGUUGACAGACAUUAAGCAAGCUUAAUACCCGGUGCAAUUUGGUUUAGAGUAAUUGCAUCUUAAAUACUGUGCCCAUUUUAAAGUUGGGGGUUUUUUUGUUAAUUUUUGUUUGUUUGUUUGUUUUAAUCUUUCACCAUUCAUAUUGACAUGAUGUCAAUUAACUGCUGAGAGCACACUGAAAAUUAGGAGUGUAGGGAUUAAUCUGCUUGGUCCAUCUCACUUGUAACUACCUGGUACUGAGUAACUGAUAAAUAUUGGAGGUCAAAUUACAUGUACAUUUUCUAUCAUGCGUGCGAGUUUCUCAUGAAACGAAACAUGUAAACACUAUUUUUCUUCAAAGCAUCUUCACUUAGGUCUAGAAAACAAGCACAUGCUUAAGUGGCUUGUUGAGGUGGGCCAGACAAGUCAGUGCCUUGCAGUUCUGAGCAAAGUCCUAGUCAACUCGAUUUGCUGAAGUAGAUUUGCAGUAUACAAAGGAAAAACACUCUGUGGCCUGUACAUGUCGUGUUGGCUCUUUUCACACUGUGCUUGUAUAAGCAUAUACAAAACAGCUUUCCAAAUACAGAGAUAGACAAAUGUCCUUGGACUGCCCAAACUCUACUAUUGGUUCUGACAGAUCACGUAGCCUAAAAUAGCUUUUAAAUUACUGUCUUUCAGAUGGUCAGUAGAUACUUAUUGUUGAACUAUCAAGGUUGUGGAGAACUGCUGAGAAUGUGCUGUAUCUCCCUCUUAGAAAAGAACAGAAAAGUCUUGAAUGGGCUUACUUUAAUCCAGUUAUUAUUUUUAACAAAUUCCUGUGUUCAAGAAAAAGAAUGUAUGAGUUUUAUGCAAGUACAGUGCUGGAAGCUUAACUCCAUUCUCUCCAACUACUAUUUAGACCCAAAACAAAUGGAAAGCAUGGAAAACGUGAAGUGAAAAUUGCAGUAAAACAGGAUUAAUUUUCUAGCAUUGCUAAUUAUUAUGACAGUUUUCACCUAUUGUUGGGUUCAUCACAAGGGGCUGCGCAACAGCGUGAAAGGCACAAUCAGAGAUAGAAACGUGCACAAACUGACAGCUACAGCCAGUGGAAGCAGCGGGGCCCCACCUCAGCAAGAGAAAUUUGGACUACUCCAUGCUCUGCUCAGUGAUGCUUGGAGUAAUUGGUAUUUGUCAGGCUGGAUUUGGAAGACCUGCACUAUUGACUCAUAGUGUAGGGAGCUGUGCAUCCCUAGUAUGUGAAUGUCCAGAAUUCUUUAACCAUCUGCCUCACAGGACUUGUUUUUUGUACUUUUCCAGGAGAAAGUAUGUGUGUGUGGAUGUGUACACAUGCACAAUCAUUUCUCUGUCAGUAAAGCCUUUUGGUAUUGGUGCAAUGCAAUGUUUUGAAUUACUGAUAAGAAUAUCUAAUUGCAACUGUUUCUGCAGCCUAUCUCUGGUAGCUUUUUUGGAAAUUGAAUCUCUCUCUUUUGGUGGUGUAGAUCUCAGGAGCUACCAGAAUGAAGUGGGAUCAUACAUAUUUCCUUUCCUUUUCUCUUAUGAUGGGAGAGAUUUCAUGUAGGAAUUAUGAAUCAUUUCUGCAUCUAGUUCUGAUGAUUUAAUCAAUACUGGAGUUUUACCUGGUACAGGAAUAAAUAGGAAUAAAUAAUA
Molecule: messenger RNA, 6191 nt
Organism: Pseudopipra pipra
Lineage: Eukaryota; Metazoa; Chordata; Aves; Passeriformes; Pipridae
Gene: IPCEF1
Product: interaction protein for cytohesin exchange factors 1
Exons: 9
Coding region: 107-1372 (421 amino acids)
Source: RefSeq, a predicted model, not a curated record